UAAAUCCUUAGGUUUUUACCUUGAAGACAGUUUCUCUGAGUCAUUUAUAUCUGAAGAUAGGAAGAGAGCAGGGAACAAUCGGGGAUAAAAUCCUGAUGAAAAUCAUUUUUUUACAGGGUGGGUGGCUAGGACGAUUAUGAUUAGGACUUUUAUUUUUUUUCUAAAAGAGUAUUCUGUUGACGGUAUGUAAAUUCUGAAUAACAGUGAGAGAAGUAUCUGCUGCAUCAGGAGAGAAGUCACUUAAAAGAAAAGGAAGCUCUUAUUUUUCUGAGCUUUUCUGGCAUACUCUGAAGGAGGUAGUGUCUUAAUUUUUCUAUAUUUAUACAAGAAGAGUAUUUAUUUUCAUAAAGAUACAAAAUGUCAUCAUUUGCAAAAGAUUUUAGCAAAGCGAUGUCUCAGGCUGGUACCUCCCCAUUCCAGGAAGCUAUUAGGCAAGAACUGGAAUAUUCUAUGAAAAUGGAACUGGAUAAAAUACUUGGAACUGCACCACAGAAUGAACUACAGCACACUAAAAAGGACCUGGAAGGAUUUCAAAAGCUCUUUCACAGAUUCUUGCAAGAAAAAGGACCAUCAGUAGACUGGGGAAAGAUUCAAAGACCUCCAGAAGAUUCUAUUCAGCCGUAUGAGAAGAUAAAAGCAAGAGGAAUACCUGAUAGCAUUGCUUCAGUUUUGAACAAGUUAGUUGUGGUGAAACUUAACGGUGGCUUGGGCACCAGUAUGGGAUGUAAAGGCCCCAAAAGUCUCAUUGGUGUACGGAAUGAGAAUACAUUCCUGGAUUUAACAGUUCAACAGAUUGAGCUAUAAGAACAUAAGCAGUGUUCUGCUGAAUUGGACCCCUGGCUCAUCUGAUGCAGCAGUCUGUUCUCACAAUGGCCAACCAACUGCACAAGGAAGCCUACUAAUCUCCCAGCAGUUGGCUUU
This is a messenger RNA of Ahaetulla prasina, 921 nucleotides long. RefSeq names its product UDP-glucose pyrophosphorylase 2 (gene UGP2). The transcript has 5 exons. Lineage: Eukaryota; Metazoa; Chordata; Lepidosauria; Squamata; Colubridae. Gene Ontology annotation, cellular component: cytoplasm. Gene Ontology annotation, biological process: UDP-alpha-D-glucose metabolic process; glycogen metabolic process. Gene Ontology annotation, molecular function: UTP:glucose-1-phosphate uridylyltransferase activity. The coding region runs from base 358 to 804 and encodes 148 amino acids. The record is from RefSeq and is a predicted model, not a curated record.